AUGCCUGGUUACUCCCUCGAAAACCAGGUCGUGCUCAUCGCGGGUGGAUCCCAAGGUUUGGGUAAAGAAUUUGCACGCAGAUACUACAAAGAAUCCGAGAAAUCGACCAUCAUCGUGGUGAGCAGGUCUCGCCAGAAAUUGCACCAGGCGGUGCGCGAUAUUACGGGCACCGAGAACACUGUUGAGCUCACGACAGACGCGAAACCGCACGAUGGGCGUAGCAGGAUAAUGUACAUGGCGUGCGAUUUGUCUGUGUACGAUGAAGUAGAAAAACUGUACAACGUGCUUCUUGCAGGCACGCUAGUUCCCACUCAGGUACUUAUGUGCGCUGGUGGAUCGCACCCGGGUUUGUUUAAAGAUCUGACUGGUGCGCAGCUCGAAUUGGGCGUUCGUGUCAACUAUCUCACGUGUUUGAACCUUGCGCACGUUGCAGUGAGACGGUCACCUCUCUGUCAUCUCGUUUUCUUCUCUAGCGAAACAGCGUUUUUCCCCUUCAUCGGGUACACACAGUACGCUCCACUGAAGCAGAGUAUCAAGUCGCUCGUCGCGAUUUUGCGUCAGGAAUGUCAAUACCAGCGAAUUUCAUGCGUAUACCCGGGCAAUUUCAAGAGCGAGGGCUAUGAACUUGAAAACGAAACCAAGCCUACCAUCACGCAAGCCAUUGAAGGUUCUUCACAUCCAAUUUCGUGCGAAAAAUGCUGUACUCGUAUCAUUCGUUCGCUUUCUGCCGGCUACGACGACGUGAUCACCGAUUUCAUUGGUUGGGUACUCAUGAGCACGGACAUGGGACUCAACAAGCAAAGUACACGCUCUUUUGCUUGGUUUGCGCAAUGGCUUUUGGGCAUUUUGGCCAAUCUCGUCAUCAUUCCGAUUUAUAUGCUAAUUUGUGCGUUCCAGAUCCGCCAAUGGCACCAAAAUCGCAGCAAAAAUUGA
This is a messenger RNA of Lachancea mirantina, 933 nucleotides long. NCBI's taxonomy places the organism in Eukaryota, Fungi, Ascomycota, Saccharomycetes, Saccharomycetales, Saccharomycetaceae. The record is from the annotation of a GenBank genome assembly.